Molecule: messenger RNA, 2609 nt
Organism: Numida meleagris (helmeted guineafowl)
Lineage: Eukaryota; Metazoa; Chordata; Aves; Galliformes; Numididae
Gene: RCC1L
Product: RCC1 like
Exons: 12
Coding region: 16-1347 (443 amino acids)
Source: RefSeq, a predicted model, not a curated record
UGAGAGGUCACCAAGAUGGCGGCGGUGGCGGUGUGGCGGGCGCUGAGGGCAGCGCGGCCGCCGCCGGUUCCGCGCCGCGGCCUGGCCAAGCCCGCGGGGCCGCCGAGCGCCCGGCACCUGCGGGAAGACGAUGAGGCCGCCCCGGUCUUCCAGUACGUGGGGAAGGCGGCCAAGCGGAAGGAUCGCGUCUUCGUGUGGGGCUUCAGCUACUCGGGGGCGCUGGGCGUGCCCAGCUUCGUGAGGCCGGACGCGGGCUGGAAGAAGCCGCGGCGCAUCCAGGCGACGCCCUACCGGCUGGAAACGGAGGAGAAGAUAACCUCUGCUGCCUGUGGUUACGGAUUCACACUGCUGUCGUCUAACACCGCCGACAUCACCAAAGUGUGGGGCAUGGGCCUGAACAAGGACUCCCAGCUUGGAUUUCAGAGAAGCAUUAGAGACAGAACUAAAGGCUAUGAAUACGUCUUGGAACCAUCUCCAAUUCCAUUACCACUGGAGAAGCCACAGAAGACUCGAGUCCUGCAGGUGUCCUGUGGGCGAGCUCAUUCCCUGAUCCUGACAGAUAGCGAAGGAGUCUUCACCAUGGGAAACAAUUCUUACGGGCAGUGUGGUCGGAAAGUUGUUGAAGAUGAAAUUUACAGUGAAAGCCAUUUAAUUCAUCAGCUGAAUGAUUUUGACAGCAGAGUUGUCCAGGUUGUGUGUGGGCAGGACCACAGUCUGUUUAGAACCCAGAAAGGUGCUGUCUUUGCGUGCGGUUGGGGAGCUGAUGGACAAACAGGUCUUGGACACUACAAUAUCACCAGUGUUCCAACUAAGCUAGGUGGUGACAUUGCUGGAGUAAACAUUAUCCAAGUCUCUUCCUAUGGGGACUGUUGUCUGGCUGUUUCAGAUGAGGGAGACCUCUUUGGUUGGGGAAAUUCAGAAUACUUGCAGUUGGCAUCUGUCACAGAAACCACACAGGUGAACGUUCCCAGACAUUUGCCAUUCAAGAUCGGGAAGAUAAAGGAGGCUGCGUGUGGAGGUACUGGCAAUAUUGUGCUAACUGAAGAAGGAAGUGUUUUUGUUUGGGGAUACGGAAUUCUUGGGAAAGGACCAGCCCUAAUCGAAUCAGCAGUGCCAGAGAUGAUCCCCCCCAGCCUGUUUGGCUGGUCAGACUUCAGUCCAGACAUCCGUGUUGCUCGUGUUCGCUGUGGACUCAGCCACUUUGCGGCACUUACAAACAGAGGAGAACUCUUUGUAUGGGGCAAGAAUCUAAGAGGGUGCCUGGGAAUUGGAAGAAUGGAAGACCAGUAUUUCCCAUGGAGGAUGACACUUUCCAUAGGUGUAAGUUCCUGCAAAAGCAACUGGUGACUAUACCCGGGGAAGUGGUGGAUGUUGCGUGUGGAGUUGAUCAUAUGGUAAGCAUGGUUAAAUCUUUCACUUAGUAAUAUUGCUGAACCUCGACUCUGUGCUUCGAAGAUGAGGGUUGUGGAGACAAGCUUCUGAGAAAGGAAGGCUCGCUCCAGGGAGCCAGGCAAGAAGUGACUGUGAGCAGAGACAGCCAUAGCAGUGCCUGGGUGUGCUGUCAUACCUGCAUCGUGGAAAUGCUCCAGCCUGGCUGCAGGGAGGAAUUACAUUCCCCAAGGAGAGUGGAAACAAAGGGAGUGCUCUGGCAGCUUCUUGGCAGGAUCCCUAAGUCUGACACCCAGCCUGCAGCUGGUGAGUCCCUCUGGGCCUAAGGAUGAAGAGCAUCUAUCUCCCUCAGGGAAGACUGGCAGGAGAUGAAAUUUGUAGCUCAGGACAUUCAUUUAUGGAUGCUUUCUCUGUUACCAGCUCUGGCACAUCAGUGUUGGACUGAGCCAAGCUAUUUCUCAAGAGAAAACUUUUUGUUACUGUGUUUUUUUUUUUAUGUGGAAGAAAACUCAUUCUGGUGGUUGGAGUCCAGCACAGCUGUCCCUAGCAUCCACCACCAGCUGUGGACUCUGAAGACUGAGCAUCCAAGGAACACAUUCGUUCAACUGGGAGAGUGAGAACUUGUCUGCAGGGGGAAAGUACUGCUAAAUAAGACAAUGUGGAAAGAUAAAUCAUAUGCUGCCUACGCUACCACUGCUGUGGAAGCACAGAUUGAUGGACAGUGGAAGGAGGCUGCAAACAAAGCUCCCUCCUAACUACAUGCAGUGGAAAUGAGCAGCACUCACUUGGUCAAGUACUUUGUCCUCAUGCUGCUGCCUUUGGCUUUCGGAAGUUCUUGCGCUCUUGUCUGCUGGGCCAUGAUUGCUCCCAGUUGCAAAGAGCCUUUUUGAAUUAGCCUGGCUUUUCUGCAGCGUGUGGCAGAGGAGGGAGUCUUAAUGGGCAAGAAGCAGAGUUACUGCAAAGCCUUGUUUCUUGGUGCCUUCUCAGUAGAGAAGUUGUUGCAGUAAGCACAUCUGAGAUCCAGAAGGCUAAAGGAGGUGGGAUGCAGAACCGUAUGUACUCGUAGAAGGCACUGAGCUGGAAAGCUGCUGUGAAAUACUCCAAACCUCAGGCAGAGUUGUAUCAUAUGUCUCUCUAGGAGAUGCCUCUACUUUGUAAAUUAUUUUUUUUUCCAAAAUCCAAGCAAAUGUUUUUAAUAAAGCCAUUAUAAAGUCUUUGUA